UCAGACAAUGGGGGCUCGGCAGCUGAAGAGAGACGUUGAGGCUCUUAUCGGUGAUUACAUCGGACAGAAACUCAGAGAGAAAUCAUUCGAUCCCAAGGGGAAGGGCUCGUCCACCAUGCUGGAUGACCUGGCUCACUAUGAUCUUGCGAUCAGUGUCGCCCUCUGGUGGUUGGACAAGGAAGAAGGAAGGGACGUGCUCCACAGUGACAUCAUUGGAGCAACAAACAGCUCAGGAAGUUCCCAGUAUCCUAAUCGCUUGGAGCGCGAGGCCAUGAUCCUGUCGUCGUUUGCUGGCAUUAUUAUGAGCAGUUUGCCUGUGGAGGAAAUCUUGGAUCUGUACAAGUGUAAACCAGCAGCGUUGUAUCCCAGCCAGCAAUCCAAGGGUUCGAUCGUCUGUCCCUUCCCUCUCUCCUACCAUCCCUUCGCCAUGCUGGGUUCCUACAAGGCAGUGAACCACUCCAAGAAGCACAACGAGAAGUUGAAACGAUGGCUUUCUGAGAGGGCGAAGGCGAGCGCCACGCCUCGGCCAGUUUCAGCUCAGUCUUCCUCUUCCUCCUCGUCUCAGUCCUUCCUCAGUAACAGUAGUGAUGGACCUGAGGAGGGGGCUGGGCCCUAUGAGGGGUCACAGGAGUCCCUGCAGGAUUGACCUCGCCCUCAGCAGCGCCUCCUGCAGUCUGGAAAUCACAUUUCACUUCUGAGGAAGUUUUCUCGGCUGUCUUGACUCUGAGUGUCUGAUUUACACUGAAGUGACAAACUGGGAUUUAAACCCUCAGAUGCU
Messenger RNA from Limanda limanda (common dab), 778 nucleotides. RefSeq lists its product as uncharacterized. Lineage: Eukaryota; Metazoa; Chordata; Actinopteri; Pleuronectiformes; Pleuronectidae. The transcript has 8 exons. The coding region runs from base 8 to 646 and encodes 212 amino acids. The record is from RefSeq and is a predicted model, not a curated record.